Molecule: messenger RNA, 2174 nt
Organism: Neogale vison (American mink)
Lineage: Eukaryota; Metazoa; Chordata; Mammalia; Carnivora; Mustelidae
Gene: ANGPT2
Product: angiopoietin 2
Exons: 9
Coding region: 587-2074 (495 amino acids)
Biological process (GO): angiogenesis; Tie signaling pathway
Molecular function (GO): receptor tyrosine kinase binding
Source: RefSeq, a predicted model, not a curated record
GACCCGCUGCUCUCUCUAGGAAAUGACCCAUUAGGGUGGUGCCUCUCAAACACUCGGGGGUCCUGUCACUGAGCGGUUUUUCCCAGAGGGUUUCGGCAGCAUAUAGCCCGGGCUGAACAGCACACAUCAUGCUCGGAUUUUUCCUGUUGCCUGGCUAGUGACCCCCUACAGGAAGAUAACAGACACGCCGGGAGGGCGGAGCAGCUUGCUACACAGGUCUGGCUGCUCUUAUCAACUUAUCAUAUAAGGAAAGGAAAGUGAUUGAUUCGGAUCCUGACACCGCAGAAUCAGGGGGAAGAGAAACAAAGCAGCAUGAAGGCUGAUCUGUAGAGUGACUACAGCCCUCAGGAGUGAGCAGGGUUAUUCGUUUGGCUGCCAUCUGACAGUUCCCUGCAGCACGGACCCACCAGAGGGAAGACAGCACUCCCGAUCAAGUUCCUGCUGGAAAAGGAGGGAAGAGACUCCCACCGAUGGUCCUGAAACCGUGGCCGCAGAGCCCCGCAUCUGAGAGGGCAGCUUAGGACCGGGAUUCCCAUGUGCCUUCGAGUUUACUAAGCUGCUGGUUUAUUACCAAAAGAAAGGAAGAAUGUGGCAGAUUGUUUUCUUUACUUUGGGCUGUGAUCUUGUCCUAGCCGCAGCCUAUAACAACUUUCGGAGAAGCAUGGACAGCAUCGGGAGGAGGCAGUAUCAGGUUCAGCACGGAGCCUGCAGCUACACCUUCCUCCUGCCAGAGACAGACAACUGUCGCCCUUCCAGCUCCUACGUGCCCAACGCUGUGCAGAGGGACGCACCGCUAGACUACGAUGACUCGGUACAGAGGCUGCAAGUGCUGGAGAACAUCAUGGAAAACAAUACUCAGUGGCUGAUGAAGCUUGAGAAUUACAUCCAGGACAACAUGAAGAGAGAAAUGGUAGAGAUGCAACAGAAUGCAGUACAGAACCAGACCGCUGUGAUGAUAGAAAUAGGAACAAACCUCCUCAAUCAAACAGCAGCGCAAACCCGGAAGCUAACGGACGUUGAAGCACAAGUAUUAAAUCAGACAACAAGACUUGAACUUCAGCUUCUGGAACAUUCCCUUUCCACCAACAAAUUGGAAAAACAGAUUUUGGAUCAGACCAGUGAAAUAAACAAAUUGCAAGAUAAGAACAGUUUCUUAGAAAAGAAAGUACUAGACAUGGAAGACAAGCAUAUAGUUCAACUACGAUCAAUAAAAGAAGAGAAAGAUCAGCUCCAGGUAUUAGUAUCCAAGCAAAAUUCCAUCAUUGAAGAACUAGAAAAACAACUGGUGACUGCCACAGUGAAUAACUCCGUUCUCCAGAAGCAGCAACACGAUCUGAUGGAGACAGUUCAUAAUUUAUUGUCUAUGAUAUCAACAUCAAACUCAGCCAAGAACUCCUUCGAUGUUAAGGAAGAACAAGUCAUUUUCAGAGACUGUGCAGAAGUGUUCAAGUCAGGACUGACAGCCAACGGCAUCUACACGCUCACAUUCCCUAAUUCCACAGAGGAGAUCAAGGCCUACUGCGACAUGGAAACCUCUGGAGGCGGGUGGACGGUCAUUCAGCGGCGUGAAGAUGGCAGUGUUGAUUUUCAGAAGACUUGGAAAGAAUAUAAAGUGGGAUUUGGGAACCCUUCUGGUGAACACUGGCUGGGAAAUGAAUUCGUUUUCCAAGUCACCAAUCAACAGCCCUACGUGCUUAAAAUACACCUUAAAGACUGGGAGGGGAACGAGGCGUACUCACUGUAUGAACAUUUCUAUCUCUCCGGUGAAGAACUUAAUUACAGGAUUCACCUUAAAGGACUUACAGGGACGGCCGGCAAAAUAAGCAGCAUAAGCCAACCAGGAAAUGAUUUUAGCACAAAGGAUGCAGACAACGACAAAUGUAUUUGCAAAUGUGCACAAAUGCUCACAGGAGGCUGGUGGUUUGAUGCAUGCGGUCCGUCCAACUUGAACGGAAUGUACUACCCGCAGAAGCAGAACACAAAUAAGUUCAACGGUAUUAAGUGGUACUACUGGAAAGGCUCCGGCUACUCGCUCAAGGCCACGACCAUGAUGAUCCGCCCAGCAGGUUUCUAGACGCCUGCACACACCCGAGGAGCGGCGGCCGAUGAUGCCACUUCCAGAGACCGAAGCCCAAAGCUCUAGCAGGCAAGGCUGCGUUCGGCGUCCCCGUCCA